CAGCUUGAACAUGUCGAACUUAGUGCUGAUGUUGGUGCUCAGGGGUCUGAUAUGGGGCGUGUCGUACAUGCAAAAUGGCAAUGGUGUUAAAGAAGCGCGAAACGAGGAUUCGACCUCGACCGCGGUCGAGGGACUGUUCCAGGACAUGGUGACUGAAACUGAUGUGAUGCUGUUCCUCGGAUACCUGGUAGCCGAUGAGUCGGGUCGAUACGAAUGUCUGAACCGCGUGGCGUGUGAGCAACCGGAGCGAGCCGAGAGUUAUCUCAGGACGGCUGAAAUGGUCUGGAAAACCGCGAAAAUGUUUGACGGUGUGAUACCGUUAGACGCGAAGUACGAGAAAACUCUGAUUAGAUUGCAAGAAGCCAUCGAGAACGGAUUGGCAGUCGGGGAUUGCGAGUCGAAAUACAAAUGCUUCGGUCCGACUGCUGCCGAUAACUUCAAAAUCUAGCUGAAUUGAAUUAAAGAGACGCAUCUACUUGACUACCAAACUACCUACUAAUCUAACCUUCAUCGCAUUUAAAUAUAAUUAUUAUUUGUGUAAAUGUGGAAUUAAGUCUGAUCGACGGCGACGCACAUGCCGAGCGCAAUCUGCGGAUACCUAAACAUAAACUUUUUAUAUUAUUUUAUGUAUACAUAGUUGGUAAAUAUGUAAUCACUAAUUAACAUUGUUUUAUGGUAAUUUUCUAUAAUAUUUAUAAUAUUAUCCGACAAAAAACUUUGUUAAUAUUAUUAUUAUUACCUAUAUUAUU
This is a messenger RNA of Acyrthosiphon pisum (pea aphid), 749 nucleotides long. RefSeq lists its product as uncharacterized. The record is from RefSeq and is a predicted model, not a curated record. The transcript is spliced from 2 exons. The coding region runs from base 11 to 448 and encodes 145 amino acids. Lineage: Eukaryota; Metazoa; Arthropoda; Insecta; Hemiptera; Aphididae.